AGCCAUGUGUGCGUUGACUGUUUGUGAAGAGUCCGCUACGCCACCACGCGUGACGUCAUAAGUGGCUAGCUCUAGCAUAUAUAACGGGCAUCUUGUCGUCCUUUAACCUCAAGCCCUUCUUCCCUCCCACUUUCCUCACCUUCUGCAUCCUACCUCACAUUCUUUUCCAAGCCGUUCUUUACCAUGAGACUGUCAUCAUUUGCUAUUCCAAUCCUCUCUGCAUCAGCCACGUUCGCUCUCUCCAACUUGCAUCGUCCUUACAGGCGCACUACUGUGCCCGUUACCUGUGGUUCUCUCAACUCCGACCUCGUUCUUAACGACGUCGUCGAUAGCAAUGGCCACAUCGCAGCUUGCCUUUGCCUUACAGAUGUUGAACAAUUCGUGGAAUCAAACCCCGUCGCACAGAAAGCUGUCCAACUUCUUGGCGACCAAGCCAAGGUAGAGGCCUUGAUCUCCGACAUGGUCUCAGGUCUUCCGACAGCCGCGCAAUGCUCUUACCCUGAUCACGCUCGUGCUCUUUGCACGGACUCCAAUCCGUGCGAUUUUGAAUGCACCGAUGGCUUCCUACCUUUCCCUGCAGAAAGACCCACGUCUUGUAUAUGCCCUGACUACCUUACGGAGUGUAAUGGACAGUGCGUUCCUUCCAAGGAUUGCCCCAUCAAACCACCUCCAUCUCGUCGUAACAACGAUCCCCAUUGUGCUGAUGGCCUCACCAUGUGCGGAGUCCCUGGUAAAAGCACUGGUCAGCCUUGGAAACCCUCACAUCAAUAGGUGGUGGGUGUGUUGCGGCAUGUCCUUUCGGAAACGCACCCUGUCAACGGUGUGAAUUGCAAGGAAAUCAAGGGCGUUAUUCCUGAC
This is a messenger RNA of Suillus bovinus, 858 nucleotides long. RefSeq lists its product as uncharacterized. The record is from RefSeq and is a predicted model, not a curated record. Bases 184 to 771 code for a protein of 195 amino acids. Lineage: Eukaryota; Fungi; Basidiomycota; Agaricomycetes; Boletales; Suillaceae. The transcript is spliced from 5 exons.